Aplysia californica (California sea hare) is the source of this 4723-nucleotide messenger RNA. Its product is annotated as extensin. Gene Ontology annotation, molecular function: transcription coactivator binding. NCBI's taxonomy places the organism in Eukaryota, Metazoa, Mollusca, Gastropoda, Aplysiida, Aplysiidae. The record is from RefSeq and is a predicted model, not a curated record. Gene Ontology annotation, biological process: negative regulation of DNA-templated transcription.
GAAGCCAGCGUAAAGAGGGGGGAAGACGAGCGCGUUGAAUGUAUGUAGACUUGGCCGCGCCUGCCCCCACGUACGUACGUACGUUCGUCUUGUCUUUCCUUCCUUCCUUCCUUCCUUCCCACCUCCCGUUUGCAAAGAGGCGGCAGGUUUGGGUGCAAUGUAAAAACAGCGGUGAAAUUGUUGCGUUCGUUCCCUCCGUCGUACCUCCUCGCCGCGGAUGCGUGAGGUGGCUUUACAAGCAUUUCUCUGCUCCACAGCAUUGAACAGAAUAAUUAUUUUCACGGCUCGUUUUUAUUAGCGUGCGUUUUCCUCUGGGAGAUUUUACACAUUCGCACAUAUAUACGCGCACACGCAAGCAUCAUCGGUUUUUGGUUGUUGUUCGCUUGCUGGGACGGGAGUCCGCGAUCUUGUCUGUGGAGUGUGAUGGAUUCAUCAUCGUAAUGUGUUUGUUUGUGACACGAGGCGGAUUGUGAAAGUUUGUGGCAUUUGAUUUAACAACAGGACGGCGAGCGCCUUGUUGCAUGCAGCGAGUAGUGAGUGAGUCAGUGGUCUUUCCGAACGGAUCUCGCACAAUGCCGUUGUCGUAACACCAUCGUUUUGUUCUGAGCUGACUUGAAGAAGUUUUCACGUGAGGUGGAUUGAGUUCAAAACCAUUUGGGCGACGACGUAAGGAAGCUCUAUUUUGAAUUUUGUUUGAAUAUUCCCCGUCUGAUAUAGAUUCCUACACACAUCUGGAUUUCCUUCGGUACUUCAGCUCUGAGCAUAAAUCUAGAUCUAGAUAGAAAUCUAUGUAUUGUUUCAGUCGUCAUGUAAGUGAACUGCAAGUAGUGAAUGGCUGAUCAUAUUCUCACCCAACUUCUGUAAAAUUGUGGAAUGAUAAUAUAUUUGCGAGUGUAGAUCUACGUUACAGGUAGUCUCCCUUCUAAAUGAGUUCGUUCUACCUGUGGAACAUUUCUCGUAUAGAUCUAUAUAUUCAGCGAGUCACCCAAACUACUUUGUGAUCUCUUCUUUUAUUAGUUGCUGUUCUUCUGCUAUUGAAGCGCAGGCGGAAAGGUGCGGUGCGUUCACAAAGUGCGUGUGAUAUUUCAAUCGUAGGUUAUAUAUAUAUCUAAAUAUAUAGGUUACCCUGUGGCCAAAAUUACACCUUUGGAUUUUGGACUGACGCAUUCACUGCGCUCUGAAUUGACGCGAAUCGCUGGGAAACAUAAACAGACGCCCAAAAAAUUCUGCGCUAAGGCAUGGGAAAGAUACAUACGAGAGUUAUUGGUUCGUUUUGAAGUAUAACUGCCAUGCGAUUGGAUCAAAGGAAGAGAUCGUCGCGCAGGAAAGAAAAAGAACAGAUCCCGAGGAAGUACUGAAGGUGUGUUGACUAGCUCCAUCCCGUGCAACAGCAGAGCGGCGGUGUGUGUGUGUGUGUGUGUGUGUCUGUGUGUCUGUGUGUGUGUGUCCGACACUGACCAUUUUGUCACCGUGAACCGAGGUCAGGGAAGAGUUGAUGGUGUCUGGAUGUGAAGCGUAGGUCGUGGAUGUAGAAGAGUUGAUGGUGUCUGGAUGAGGUCAGAGGAGAGUUGAUGGUGUCUAUAUGUGAACCGUAGGUCGUGAAAGUAGAAGAUGUUGAUGGUGUCUGGAUCUAGAUCUGAAGCGUAGAUCGCGGAAGAAGUAAAAGAUGUUAAUGGUGUGUGGAGGUGAAACGUAGGUCGUGGAAGUGGAAGAUGUUGGACAGCAUGUCGAAUUUCUGCGGCUGGUCACGUGACCCUGGCCUGGGUCUGGGGGCGUGUCGCCCCGUGGUGCUGGAGCCACUGUCCCCGGAACUGACCGCCCAUGACGUCAUGGCCCGCUGGACGUACCCCUGGGACCACGCCCCGCCCGCCGCCCUCCUCAGCAGCCGACUGGCCAAGUACGACCUUCUGGCCGGGGCCCUGUCCAAGUGGGACAGUCAUCACGUCACUUCCAAAUACGACCUGGUGUCCGCCGGCCGGAGACUGACGACCACAGACACUUCCAGCCGGCUGUUCGCACGCCCUUCCUGCCGCCACCAGCAGAGACUCGGACCUCCAGACCCUCCUGGCCUCCACAGGGGUCCUCACGUCAGUGUUCCCGCCUCCCUCCUACCCCCUGGGGCCGGCGCCCGUCGUGUCGUGCCCGGGCCUGGUUGCCAAAGACAGAUACACGGUCUCGACCGUCCCGCGGCUCAGUGGAGCUGGUCUCCCCUCGUCUCACGUAGAUCUAUACCACCAGGCCCAUCACCAUCUGAGGACGGCCGGACUCCAGUUUCUGGACUGGCGACCUGUCGACUCUGUGUUCCCACUGACGACAUCGCUGGUCGACCCCCGCCCUCCGGCCCCCUACCCUCCAGCGGCCAGCGGUGGUGGACUCGACCCCCGACCCCCUGGGUAUGCCUCGCAGUCCGGCAGCGGUGGUGGUGGAGGACUCGACCCUCGACCCCCUGGGUAUGCCUCGCAGUCCGGCAGCGGUGGUGGUGGCGCUGUGGUUGACCUGCGCGCGUCGCCAGGGAAACAGCUUCCGGGCCGCGCCACCAGGCAGGAGCGCCUGCAGCACCGGAGGCAGCUGGUGGGCGUGGCUGGGGGCGGGGCUUCCGGGGAGGCGGAGUCGGAGCAGGGAGAGAACCACGUGAAGAAGUCGACCAGCACACAGACACUGCCCCCCGCCCCUCCCCUCACCUCAGUCCCACCCACUCCCGCCCGGCCCGCAUUCCCACAACUUAUCAUUAUCAUCGUCGUCUUCGUCGUCGUUGUCGCUACCAUCGUCAUCCUCAUCACCACCACCUCCCCACUCCUCAUCGUCUGCCGGAGCAAAAUACCUACACACUUCGUCAUCGUCGUUUUCGUCGUCGUCAUCAAUAUCGUCCCUGGAGCCGAUGUCCAGCCGCCACACGCCCCCGCCCCCUCCUCCCUCGUCCCUCCCCCCCUACCCGACGUCGGCCCAGCGUAGUUCGCCGCCUCAAUACCACGAGCUGUGCCAGCCCCUCAACCUGUCCCUGUCUCACAGCUCCGCCCCCGCCUUGGACCCGCCCACCUCCCGACCCUCGCUCAUCGCCACUUCCUGUUUGUCUCCCCCUGCGGGCGGGCCGGAGUCCCCUUACAAUGGCGCUGUGCACUCGGAAGUCGCGGGGGGUCGGACAACGCUGAGAGAGGGAGGGCCCAACCACGAGAUGGCAGCACAAGUGUCUGAUGAAGCAAUAGAGGAACAUUUCCGUCGCUCACUGGGCACCUGCUACUCGGAAGUUUCCCCGACAAAAGUCGGCUUGACGUUUGAUGUCCCAGAAAAGAAAUGUUCUGUUGACGACCACUUCGCUCGCGCUCUCGGAGACAAGAUGUGGACGGAGCUGAAGGCGAGAUCCGAACCCCAGUCCCUGGACACUCUCCCCGGCUCGGUGGACGCCCACUUUGCCAAAGCCCUGGGCGCGUCCACUUGGAAGAAGCUGAGGGCGGAGACACAGAUGAUUGGCCUUGGCCCACCUCCGGUGCAGCCGCAGCGAGCGCAGCAGCCCCCGCCCGUGGUCCAGACGUCUCCGGCCAGUUCCUCCCUCCACAGACCCCUCGCCACCUAAAGUGUGCUGCGGACUCCGUUAUAACCAAGCUCUGCGGGCGGUGGAGUCUGUUAUAACCAAACUCUGAGAACAGUGGAGUCCGUUAUAACCAAACUCUGCGGACACUAGAAUCCGAGCAGACUCCGUUAAAGCCAAACUAUGAGGGCAGUGGAGUCCUCUUAAACUGAAAUGUGGGACCGCUGCAUUUUUUUUCCGGUUAAUUUGAGUUUCUGAUUUUUAGAGAGGUCGUUGCUCGAAUAGGCUGAAAAAAAAUUGGGGGUUCCAUUUUCAUUUUUCGUUCGGUUGUCAGCUGUUUUUGGAUUAAACGUGUUCAGUUUGAGCGGCUCCACUGUAUAGCGUGAGGACCCUGAUAAAAUAAACAUUGACCUCUUGUGAAUGUGAUGUACACACUUGAGUGUACUUACUCCCCCCCCCCCCCCCCCCAUAGCCAUAAGGAAUAGCCACCUCCCUCCCUUCCCUCCCCGUUGCCGCAGGUGAUUGUGAUUUUGUCCUGAGAAAAAGAGCGAAGGAGCGAGCGAUGCAGAUUGUAGAUGCGAGCAAAAGAUUCAGUGGUGGUGUCCUCAUUUUUGCCAUAAGUCACGUGAACAGCGAAGUUUGAAGCUGGAAGAUUUAUUUAUGCUUCAUAUUAUUAUAUUGUUCUGCAGAUAUUUGAAAAUUUGUGGAUUUCCAGAGGUGAGUUAGCUUUCCUCUGAGUGUUAGGGGCAACCACAUUAUAUAUUUAUGAUGUCAUUAUCAUAUUACUUCAUAGAUUUUAUAUGUAAGAGGAUGGGUGUGGUGGUAUAGUUUAACUGAUUCUGACUCGUGUAUGACUUGCCGUUAGAUCAUGUAUUAUAUCUUUGUGCUCAUCUCUGAUCUGAUGCCCAAUGUUUUGUUUGCUGCCCUCGCCGUGACGACAGAACUACCUUGUUGCUCCCGUCUCGUCAAUCCUGGUCUCUAAACUACAGCAACACGUUCACAUUUCCGCAAUCUUUUUCCAUUCAGUCAUCGUUGUUUUCAUCAGAAAUUUGAAUUUCUUAGACAGUGGCAAUUGUAUAUAAUGUACUUAUUAUUAUAUUGAAAAUGCAAAAUGUACAAGUGAAAUAUUUUUGAGAACUGUAAAAAAAAAAUUGUUGUAUGAUAGUCAAUAAAUGCUGUUUAUUAUUGAAAAAUGAA